Molecule: messenger RNA, 1312 nt
Organism: Mercurialis annua (annual mercury)
Lineage: Eukaryota; Viridiplantae; Streptophyta; Magnoliopsida; Malpighiales; Euphorbiaceae
Exons: 5
Coding region: 1-1119 (372 amino acids)
Source: RefSeq, a predicted model, not a curated record
AUGUUUGUGGGCGGCGUUUCAUCUUUAGUGAGAUUCUGCGUUGCCACGUGUUGUCCAUCCGUAGACGGUUAUGACUGGAUGAAGGACAAGUGUCUUCGUGCGCCAUUAGUUAGUCCUUAUUUUAAGGUUUCGCUUACUAACGUACCUGAUUUGGAUGAUGGGGAGAAAGACUUCGCCCAGUCUUUGCUGUCGGAUUGUCGUUUUGACAAGCCCAAGUACAGCGUUCUUUUAGAACAGUAUUUGAGUCGUCGUGAGAUACUUUUGGCGGAUAUGGGCGAGGUCACCAGCGGCGUUCCUAAUCCCUCUACAAUCGCCGUGCCGAAUCCGACGCCUGAUUCGGUGAAUCCUGAUCUUGAUCCCGCUUCUGGCGAUCAAAAGCGUCCUGCUGAGGACCAGGCUGGGGCUUCUACCAAGCGUCCCAAGAAGAAGAAAUCUUUUGGGGUGUCUAUUGAGGACGCGCCUCGGUUUGCUGCUUGGGCGGACGCGCAAAAUCCGCCUCGUCUUUCAAACGUCGCCAUUCUUCAUGCUUGCAUGGAGAAUAUUAUGAUAAAAGAGGACAUUGAGUCCAUUGAUCGCGAACAUGGCGAUAAUUUGGCUGAGUUCGCCUGUCUCGGCGGUUUUUCGGUGGUCCAGUCCAUCGCUGUUUUGGAGCGCCGCCGAAGGGAUGCGGUGGAUCAAUUGAAGAAGCUUCAGAGAGAUUCCGAAUCCUGGCUCUCCGAGAAACAAAAGAUGGAGGAGGAGGCUGGCGAGGCGACUGGUCUGAUCCAACAGCUGAGGUCCUCCGUAUCUACCAAGACUCGGGAGAUUUCCGCUUUAGAGGCUCGGGUUCGAACUUUAUCCGAGGAAGUCGAGUCUCUACAAUCUUCUUCAGGUGCUCUCGCUAAGGAGAGGGAUGAUCUGAAGAAAGAAGAGGGGCGUCUCCGCCGGCGAUUGGGUGACUCUGGGAGCUUUUAUUCCCAAGUCAUGACACAAUACCGGUUGGCGAUCGGGGCAAAGCUGCGGGAGCAGAAUCCUGGCGUCGAUCUUUCUGGAGUCAAUCAGUUGGAUCCUGCUUCUUUGGCGAAGGAGGUGAAGGCGAAGCUUGAUAAGCAGAAGCAAGAUGCUUUGAAUAAGGCUUAGUUUUUAUUUUCUCCUUUUUGUAUUUUUUGCUUUUUAGUAUUUUUUGCUUUCGCCUUUUUUUUGUAUUGGAUCGUGGCGGAUCCUUUGUAAUUUUUCUUCUGUGAAUAUAAUGAUCUUUUGACCAUUGCUUUUCUUUAGUUGUAGAGUUAAUCUAAACUCGUUUGUUAUUUUGAGAAGUUAAUCUAAACUUCUG